Molecule: messenger RNA, 5688 nt
Organism: Fukomys damarensis (Damara mole-rat)
Lineage: Eukaryota; Metazoa; Chordata; Mammalia; Rodentia; Bathyergidae
Gene: Tnfrsf8
Product: TNF receptor superfamily member 8
Exons: 15
Coding region: 136-1836 (566 amino acids)
Biological process (GO): signal transduction
Molecular function (GO): transmembrane signaling receptor activity; protein binding
Source: RefSeq, a predicted model, not a curated record
UGGAGCCAGGAUGGACCCCGGAGCGCCUGGUGCCGCCUCCCUCCAGUUUACACCUGGCGUGCCCUGGGAAGGCAGAGCUGUCCCUCUUGUCGCAGUCAGAGGCCAGCUGAGCGCGCACCCAGGGAGCGACCCCUCAUGGCCACCUGCGCCAGAGACCCCAGCCGCUACUACGACAGGGCUGCCAGGCAGUGCUGCUACCGCUGUCCCCCAGGGUCAUUGCCGACACAGCCGUGUCCUCAGGGGCCUUCUGACUGCAGGGAGAAGCAGUGUGAGCCUGACCACUACCUGGACGAGAACGGCUACUGCACGGCCUGCGUAACCUGCUCCAGAGACGACCUCGUGGAGAAGGCGCCGUGCACCCGGACCUCCUCCCGCGUGUGCCAGUGCCGGCCCGGCAUGUUCUGUGCCACCUCCGCUGCGAACUCCUGUGCCCGCUGCUUCCCCCACUCUCCCUGUCCCAAGGGGAUGGUGCUCAUGGCCCCAGGCACAGCCGAGAAGGACACGGUCUGUGGCCAGCCUUCCCCGGGGACCAGCCUUGCCUGUGCCAGCCCUGAGGCCUGCAGGACACCUGCCAGCGGUUCCACCCACCAGGCCAAGCCAACGGUGAUGUCCUGGGCCAGUGCCGAUGCCAGGACCCGACCCCUAGGAGGAGACGCGCCCCUCCAGCUGGAAGACGCUUCCCGAUCGCGACCCACGGGGUUUCCAGAGUCCCCCUUUUCCACAGCAGAGGAGCCAGGUGCAGACCCAGGGGCGGCUCUCUCUCAGGAGUGUCUGCAGGGCUCUGCUGACUGCAGGAGGAAGCAGUGUCAGCUUGACCACUACCUGGACGUGGACAGCCGUUGCACGGCCUGCGUGAGCUGUGUGCGAGAUGACCUCGUGGAGAAGGCGCCCUGCACCUGGAACUCCUCCCGCGUGUGCCAGUGCCGGCCCGGCAUGUUCUGUGCCACCUCCACCGCCAACUCCUGUGCCCGGUGUGUUGCCUGCCCCGUCUGUGCCCCAGGGACAGCGGUGACCAGACUGCGGGGUGUGGCUGGCGAGGACACCACCUACGCGCUGCCUCUCCUGGGGACCUGUCCUGACUGCCGCAUCCCAGAAAGCAGCGAGGCUCCUGCCAGCACAGGCCCCACGCUGAGCCCCCUGGCGGACUCCGUCUCCACCAGCGCCCCUGUCUCCCUCUCCUCCACAGGGAAGCCCAUUCUGGAUCCAGGACCUGUGCUCUUCUGGGUGGCCGUGGUGCUGUCCGUGGCGCUGGCCUCCGGCUCCUUCCUCCUGUGCUUCCAGAGGGCCUGCAGGGUGCGGAUUUGCCAAAAGCUGCACCUGUGCUACCCGACCCACACCUUCCGACCCGAGCUGGAGCGAGCAGAUUCCAGAUCCAGGAGGAGCCUGACAUGGCCCAGGAGUGACGGGUCGGGGACAGAGCUGGGCACAGGAGUGCUGAGUGUGGCGAGCCCUCCGGUCGUGGAGACCUGCGCCAACGUGGGGGCCGCCUGCCCCGAGAGCCUGCUGCUGCUGGAUGCCAGCCCUCCUGAGGGUGCCUCACCUCCUAGGGAUCCCCCUGAGCCCCGGGUGUCCGCAGAGCACACCAACAACCGCAUCGAGAAAAUCUACAUCAUGAAGGCCGACACGGUGAUCGUGGGGAGCGUGAAGUCGGAGGUGCCCGAGGGCCGGGGCGCUGUGGGGCUGGCAGGGCCUGGGCUGGAGGCAGAGCUGGAAGUGGACCAAGCCCCCCGCUACCCCGAGCAGGAGACAGAGCCGCCCCCGGGCAGCUGCGGGGGUGUUGUCAUGCUCUCCGUGGAGGAGGAAGGGAAGGAGGAGCCCUGGCCCUGCGGGAAGUGAGACUGGACUGGACCAGGGCGGCGGGUGGCGGGGGUCCUAGGAAGCCAGAGAGGCCCUGGCGAUGCUCCGCUGGUGGGUAGAGGCCACCAGGCUUGGACUGAGGUCCUGGCAUCCCACAGUGGACCAGCGAUGGGCACUCUGCCUCCUGUGGCCACCGAGAGUGCUGGCCCCAGACCUGGCCCCAGACACUCAGCGCCAGAGGGGACACGCGGCUGGUCCCGUGCACCCCCGUGCCCUCCGCUCUCCCUGGGCCUCGGCAGUGAUGCCCAUCGGCCGUGCUGGCCCGCUCCCAGCCCCCAUCAGCCUGGCUCCCAUGGGCUGCAAGCCAGCACUGUGGCUUUCUCCUGAGUCAGAAGGGAAGUCGAGCGAUGGGGCGGUGGUGGUGCUGGCACCCUCUGGGCUGCACCUGUCACACUGCUCUCUGCGCUGGGGAAAGAGGCCCAGCCUGGCCCCCAGACUGCUUGGGCCCGGUGAGACCUGCGCCUGUUCCGUACCCGCCAGAUGAGCCCAGGAACCGUGCACUCAUCUCCAGAUGUCCCUGCAGUCCACACAGCAAGAGGAUUUUGAGACACAGCUGCGCAUAGGCCUGCAGCAGCUCUAGUGCCAGGCGCAAGCUGGAGAUCCAGCCCCGGCUGGAGACCCCGUCCACUCAGCUGCUGUGGAGAACGGCCUGCCCUGCUCUGCCCAGGGACUUCUCCCGGUGAGGAGACCAAACAGCGGCCCUUCCUGGACUUCUCUGCCGCCCCAUCCAAGCAGUCUUGGGAAUGCAGAGGCAUCUGUCCUAGAUCCUCCGUGCUUGUGAAGCCGUCUGCCCCAGCCCUGUACCCGCAGGUGUGGGCACUGGAAAGCCCCUGGUCACACGGAUGCCUGGCCUCCCUCUGCACCACAGGGAAAGAGAGUGCUUGGUGGUUGCACCUGGAUUCCGGGCGCUCUGCGGUACACAUGAAGGAACGGAAUUGCUCCGACACCCAGCCCUCAGCCUGCUCUCCGGGCCUCUUCAGUAAACAAGUGGUGAUGACACAUCUAUGGGUCAGUCGCGAGGGGACCCCUGGACUUACCAGUGGGCCGGGAGGCUGUGUUUACUCAACAGCCAUCUCUGUGGAGGAAGUUGAGGCUGCCUUGGGAGUCAGAAAAGUAAUUUCUGAAACCACUCAGAUGUUUGGGGGAAAGUUGGAGCGGCUGGGCCAUGUCACACCAGGGCCUGGACGUGGGCCAGGAGGACUUUGAGUGUCUGUCAUUGUCCCAGGAUGGGAUGGAGCUCAGCACGCUGCAGUGCUGCAGCCAGGAGGAACACGUGGGCACCACAGGGCGUGCUAGACUUGGCCAAAUAAGGCAGGCCCUCACCCAGUGUCCCCUGCACAACUUUUAACAGUCUAAAAAUCCAUAAGAUCCUUUACAAAGGGUGCAUCUCGUGGCCCAGCGGCGAUCACGGAGAGAGCAUUUGAGAGGCUCGGGGCGGGAACAUCAGAGGAGUCUCUCCCCGCGGCUGGGGUUCCUUCUGCACCCCAACACCCAUGGCCAGGGGCAGGAGCUGCUCCCCGCAGGGGCUCCCCCUCUCCUCUCACAAAGCUCUUCCUUAUCCGGUGAGGCUGCUUCUCGCUCUGUGUAACCCCAUUUCCUGGCCCGCAGCCUACCCUUGGAGGACACUCAGAAUGUCAUAGGCUCAUCCUGGGCCGCCUCUGGGUGCCUGCAAGAAAGGAUCAGAACCUCUCUGGAGCCUCCUUCUCCUUCCCAGGCUGGCUGAGCGGCUUGAAAAAGGAGGCUACCGAUGGUGGGCGGGGCCCAAGCCCAGGACAGCAGGGCGAACUGUGAGUCUUGGGCUCUGGGGCUGAGCUGGAGGGACCCCAAUCUCCCCUGGGCACAGCUCAGGCGGCUCCCUUGACUUUGGCUCUCAGGUGGGGCAAAGACCAAGGGCCAUGGGCAGACCUUGCCCCCCAUCCCAGGACCUCCCUCACCCCACAGCCUGGCACCUUCAGCCCAGGGGACAGGGGACAACUAUAUAUUUGGGUCCAUCUUGACCUCUGAUCACUUUGAUGUCCCCCAGGAGAUGCACAAGGCCCCUGAUCUGCUAGGUAGCAAUUCCUAGGCUGCAACCCCCUGCCCCAUCUUCCCAGCUGAUAUAAGCAGGAGUAAGUGUCCUACAGAAGUUAUCAUUUUCAAGGAAAAACCACUGUUGGGCUGGGGAUUUAGCUCAGUGGCUAAAGUUAGCCACACCUGCCUCGCAAGUGUAAGGUCCUGAGUUUGAUUCCUGGUACUAGAAAAUACCCCUCAUUGUUUUCCAAGUCAGUGAACUGUUCCUCACUUCCUAGAAGCUCUGAGGCCUGUUACCAGUCCCCAACAUAGAACAAGAAGAAGACCAAUCUUCUCCCCACCAGGAUGCCCCAGGACCUAGGACUGGGUCCUGGCCAGUUGUCCCCUGGUCACCGGGCACUCCCGUGUAGAAGGGUUGGAGUUCUGCCUUCUUGCCUGCAGAGGGGUUGGCUCCCUGGGCGAGAGCCAGGUUGGAAUCCCAGCUGUGCUAGGGUUUGUUCCUCUCUGACCUCUCUGAGGCUCGGAAGUUUGGCUCAUUCUCUGUUGCUCUGACACCACCUGAGCUGGGGGAGUUUCUGAGGAGCUCUGGGAGGCUAUGUCGAAGUGGGAAGACAGAGGUGUGUUAGGUGUGAGUGAGGGGCGGGACACCAGGGCCUCCCGUUUCUACAGCCCACUCUUGUGCUAGGUGGUCCCAUCCCUACUCAGUGGGACACAACAGCCCCAAGAGUGUUCGGUGCCGUGAGUGACCCGAACUCCUCUUCAGGGCCCCACCACAACACAGUGGCAGUCAAGUUAAAAAGGAGUUGUGGAGGGGACAAACCAUAGCUUUCACUUUCCUUGGCUGUGAAAUGGGAGUAUCAGUUCCUGCCUGAUGGAGUCAUGAAUCCUCCAAGAUGUCACCUGACCUGUGAUGUGCACUCCCUGACCCACAGCUCUGUCUCAUUCCAUCCCAGGAGCCAGCGCUUCCUACACCCAAAUUCAGCCCAGCCCUGCUUACAAGGGUCACCUGCAGGUGACACUGGAGUCGGGGAAGGUGUCCCCAAGGACUCUGGUCUCCAUCCAAGUGAUGUACCAAGCUAACAAGGUCUGAAAGGCAGGAAGUGGCUCGUGCAAGGGCCCUGGGGUGAGAAGGCUGCUGGCCAUGCCAUUUGGGAAGAGCACUGGAUGGGGCAGCUUGGUGAGUGAGGUGGGGAGUGAUGGGAGGUUCUCAGGGGCAGAUUGUCGUGGAGCCUGGCAGGGUGAGCCGUUGUGAGGUGUCAGAUCUUAUCAUAGAGCACCACUAGAUGUUUACUUCUGUUUUCCCCACUAUUAGAACAAUGAACAUCCUGGUAUUAUCCCAGCCCUGAGUGAGAAUGGCAAAGCCCCAGAUACUGGCAGUUAUAUUAACCUAUUUCAGGAGGAAGCUGGGGCCACUGCAGCAGUUGUUGGCAGCCAGGAAGCACUUGGAUGUGUUUUCCAGAAAGGGCAGGGAGCGAAGAUAAUGUUCCCAGUUACCGUCCCGGCUGUGGGGCUUGCUUGUUGCUGCCUGGGGAGGGUAGGAGUCAUUCCUAUAGUUUCCUCUUUCUUUAGCGGUCUUUUAGGGAAAGCGAAAACCAAGGGAAAAAUCCCUGUGGAGGCUGAAGCCUUUGUUUGUGUUCUGGCCCCGUGACUGCUUCCCAAGGUCUGAGUUUGUUAUCACAGCCAGCAGAGUCUGUCUCUGUCUUCCUAAUUCCAAAACCAGAGAAGGAUCCAACCAAGCAGGAGAAUUACAGGCCUCUCUUCCUAAUGAACACAGAUGCAAAAAAUCCUCAAUAAGAUACUGGCAAACAGAAGGCAGCAGAU